Messenger RNA from Manihot esculenta (cassava), 2709 nucleotides. Its product is annotated as 65-kDa microtubule-associated protein 4-like. Gene Ontology annotation, cellular component: spindle; cytoplasm. The transcript has 12 exons. The coding region runs from base 6 to 2498 and encodes 830 amino acids. Lineage: Eukaryota; Viridiplantae; Streptophyta; Magnoliopsida; Malpighiales; Euphorbiaceae. Gene Ontology annotation, molecular function: microtubule binding. Gene Ontology annotation, biological process: microtubule cytoskeleton organization. The record is from RefSeq and is a predicted model, not a curated record.
CAAUAAUGACGCGUCAAUAUUACGUUUGGAUAGAUUGCUUCUUUUCCCGAUGUAACGGUUCGUCCCGCUCCUUCCAUUUCCCUCCUCAUUUCAUCAAAUUCAAGCGUUACUUUUCUGUCCCCCCUUUCUCUUUCUCUGGGGCUUUCCUUCGAACACCCACCUCGACACACAGUUCUAUAUAUACUCUCUAUUUCAAAACUCACUCCAUCAUCCAACACUUAACAAUCCUCCCUCCGGUGUCAGCGUUUACUGAUCCUUUCCCCGUCGCCAUGCAUAACAACCACAACGAUCGCUUCGCCAGUAUUGAAACAACUUGUGGUUUGUUGCUAUUGGAAUUGCAGAAACUAUGGGAUGAAGUGGGAGAUAAUGACGUUCAAAGGGAUAAGGUAUUGUUUGAAAUUGAAGAAGAGUGCCUCGAGGUGUAUAGGAGAAAAGUUGAUGAAGCGGGAAAGUGUAGAUCUGAAUUGCUACAUGAAAUUGCUUCGCUUGAAGCGGAGAUCAAGGAUAUAUGUUCUGCAUUGAGUGAGCAACCUGUAAAAGAUGAGCAGAAAGCCGGUGAAAGUUUAAGAGAAAAACUUCAAAUAAUUGUUCCACAGUUGGAGGAAAUGCGGAAGAGAAAAGCAGAGAGGGAGGAGCAAUUCGCUGAAGUUUUAGACGAACUAAAGAACAUUUCGAUAGAGAUAUUCGGUUCUGCUACAGAAAUUAAUAUGUGCGGGAAGCUUGUGGACAGUGACAACUUAUCUAUGAGAAGAUUAGAACAGUUAAGGAAUCAGUUGUGUGAGCUUCAGAAUGAGAAGAGCAAUCGUUUGAAGCAAGUAGAGUGUCAUUUGGACACUCUGAGCUCCCUGUGUGAGGUUCUUGGUAUGGAUUUCAAAAACACAAUUCACGAGAUCCAUCCAACUCUGGAUGAUUCUAAACGAGCAAAAGACGUAACCAGUUAUACAAUUGAGAGGUUGACUACUGUAAUACAAAGUGUUCGAGAUGUCAAGAUACAGAGAAUGCAGAGGCUUCAAGGUCUUGGAACCGUCCUUCUGGAGCUUUGGGAUUUGAUGGGCACUCCUAUUGAGGAGCAACAGAUGUUUCAGAAUGUUACCAGUGUUAUUGCUGCUUCAGAACCCCAAAUUACUGAGUGUAAUAUGCUUUCCAUGGAUUUCAUUAACCAAGUUGAGGACGAAGUCUCAAGGCUCAAGCAGCUCAAAUCAACUAAACUGAAAGAGAUUAUUCUGAAGAAGAGGUUGGAACUAGAAGAGAUAUGCAGGAAUUCACACAUUGUGACAGAAUUACUUACUGCAGCAACAUAUUCGAUUGAAGCUGAACCAUCUGGAGUGGAUCCUGUGAAUUUACUAGAAGAGAUUGAGUUUGAAAUUGCUAAGGUUAAAGAGGAAGCUUUUAGCAGGAAGGAAAUACUUGACAAAGUGGAGAAAUGGUUUGGUGCAUGUGAAGAAGAGUGCUGGCUUGAGGAGUAUAACAGGGAUGAAACUCGUUAUAAUGCCGGACGAGGUGCACAUCUUACUUUGAAACGUGCAGAGAAAGCUCGUGCAGUUGUUAACAAAAUCCCUGCAAUGGUGGAGACAUUGACUUCAAAAACAAAAGCUUGGGAGAAAGAACAAGGAGUUCCAUUCUUAUAUGAUGGUGAACGGCUUCUUUCUAGACUGGAACAGUACAACAACCUAAGGAAAGCGAAGGAACAAGAAAAGAUAAGACAAAGAGACCAGAAGAAACUUCAGGUCCAGCUGAUAGCAGAGCAGGAAGCACUUUUUGGUGCAAAAUUCAGUCCAUCAAAGAGUGGAAAGAAGGCCUCUAGAGCUUCAGUAGGAUUUGCAAGCAACCGGAAACUCUCUCUUGGCGGAGCGAUGCUUCAGAACUUAAAAGCUGAUAAAUCAUGUCCUCACAUGCAUAUAAAUAAGAAAGGCGAUGGUUUGAAGCAAAAUGUCUACUUGGGUUCCCAGCAGAAUGGUGGUUUUGCAACUCAGACCUAUGGUAGGAGAAAUUCAGAGAUUGCUGGUCAUUUAGUAAAGAAGCAGUCUUCUGCAAAGGCGUCUUCAACUGAAUUGCGUUUGAUAAGAAAGCCCUUGUCUCCGAUUCCUUUAAAAAUGACUUCUCAGGCUAAUAUAGCAAAUUUAUCAGAAGAUCAGAAAGGGAUGCAAGAUGAGAUACCUCAAACAGCUGUUCCUUCCAUUAAGACACCAGUGGGGACACCUACCAAAUCGAUCUCCGACGGAGGUGAAGAGAACGGAACUCCAAAGCUACAUCCAAUUCUAGUGCCGACAACUCCGACCACGAUAUCGGCUCCUAUGUUGAUGGCCUUAACACCGGCUACCCCUUACGUUUCUUCUGCUGCUAAAACAGCAAAAAAGGCUCUGGAACGAAUUGAGUACUCAUUUGAAGAAUUAAGAGCUGGCUUCAUCCAUCACAUAAACAAGGAAUUUGUUGCGGGGUUCAUUUCACCAAAGCACAAAGGUGAACCCAUCAGUCUAGUUUAUUUGGGAGUAAAAUGAUUGGAUACCAGAAUAGAUUUUGAGGCUAUGCCGGCUCAUAGAAGCUGGCACUCAUGUUACAGUUACAGUUACAGGGAUGAUGCUUUAUUUUAAAGGGUGAUAGCUUCGGGUUUAAUUACUGCAAAUUCAGUAGCCCUUUUUGCCGUAAAUCUUGGCAAAAAAUUUCCAACAACCCAUUAAUAAAAUGCUUGAUGGUUGCUCAUUCCCACAA